AAAUAGGGAUGCAAAAUAUGUAGGACAGAGCAGAGCAAGCAAGCCUCAGUGUCUGUAGCUUUGAGGAAAAAGAGAGAGAAAGAAAUAAGCAACCUAGUAAUCUUGAAGCUCCCAAAAAAAGGAAAAACAAAAACGUGGGUGAAAGAGCUUAGAAGCUCACAGAUUGAAUUUUGAAUAGAGAGAGAGAGAGAGAGAGAGAGAGAGAUGGAAAGAAAAGAAAAGGGUGUGGAAAGUGAAAGAAAAAAGCAAGAAGGAUCAUCAAUGGUGAAAAAGUUGAAACGCGGUGUAUUGGUAGGGAAAAGAGGAGGGCUUUGUAGCACGCCACCGCCUAUUUGGAGGCUUGAUGAGUUUUAUAACAGCAACAACAAAACCAGCUCUGAAUUUCUCAACCUUCACCCCACAACUUCACUCUCUGCUAGAAAGCUCUGUUCCAGCCUCUGGGAAAUUGAGUCUUAUCAGUUCCAGCAUAACCCACUUGCCCAAAUGAGCAAAGCAGGAGCUAGACUUCGACACAAGCACCGGAAGAGAAAUGGGUUUGAGCUUCCCAAGCAUCUGAUCGGGCUUGACACUUCUACUAACUCACUACAUCACCACCAGCCAGCAACUGCAAGCAGCUUGGGGAGGCUUGUAUCAGCAUCACAGAUACAACACCAUCAAUCAGUUGAGAGCAAUGGUUGUGCUCUACAACCCCUACCUCCUGCUAGUUGUAGUAGCUCACUGGAGGUGGCACCUUAUAAGGGAAGGAUAGGUGAGUCAAGUCAAAGCUUUAAAACAUCCACAAAAUUACUCAAAGUGCUCAAUCGUAUCUGGACUCUUGAAGAACAGCAUGCAUCCAAUAUAGCAUUGGUAAAAGCACUGAAAAUGGAACUAGAUCAUUCUCAGGCAAAAAUUGAAGUGUUGUUGCAUGAGAAGCAAUCAGAUAGGCAAGAAAUGGACGACUUGAUGAAGCAUGUUACAGAGAAUAAACUUGUUUGGAAAAAUAAGGACCAGGAUCGGAUCAAAGCUACAGUCCAAUUGCUCAGGGAUGAGCUAGAAGGUGAGAGGAAGUUGAGAAAGCAUUCAGAAAGCCUGCAUCGGAAGCUAGCUAGAGAGAUUUCUGAAGUGAAAUCUUCCUUCUCUAAUGCUUUGAGGGAGCUUGAAAGGGAGAGAAAAGCGCGUAUCCUAUUGGAAAACUUGUGUGAUGAGUUUGCAAAUGGAAUAAAAGAGUACGAACAAGAGGUGCGAUCCCUGAAGCAAAAUCCUGAGAAGGAUCACAGUGAUAUGACCAGCUCUGACAGACUAAUUCUCCAUCUUUCAGAAGCAUGGCUUGAUGAACGGAUGCAAAUGAAGAUAGCAGAAGCUCAGAAUGACCUUGCAGAGAGGAAUACAAUCGUAGAAAAGUUAGGUUUUGAUAUAGAAAACUUUCUUCAGGCAAAACGAUCUGUUGAAUUGAAGAAAAAUAGUAAGUUCUCCCCAAUGGAGCUCAAGGGAAAUUGCUCACGCCGGCAUUCAUUAGAGUCCUUUCCAUUGAAUGAGGCUGUAAGUGCACCACAACAUGUAGCUGAUGAAGAUUCUACUGACGGUGAUUCACACGCUUUAGAAGCAAGCAAGACUGCCAGUGGAAAACAAAUCAAGCUCAGCGCUAGGCAGCACAAAAAAAAUGUUGCAGAAGGCCAACAUGAAGGACUAGUGAAAUCUAAUUCCAUGAGGAAAAAGGUAUCACAGGAGAAAACCAAGGGUAAUAGCUUGUCUGGUUUGCAAGGGAAGUUUGAAGAACAUAUGGCCAGAGCCAUGUCCUAUACUGGAAACAGGAGCCAGUCUGCAGAUAAUAAACAUGAUGAAAUCACUAAAAUGGGAGAAGAGAAUCGAACUCUGGUUGACAAUCUUGAAGAAUCUGAGUACUGUGAUUUAAUCAAAGAAGGUCUACAAGAAAUACAAAGUAAACGGGUUGCGGUACAUGGAUUGAAAUCCAAUCCUCCCGAUAGUAACUGCAUGGUAGAAACUGGUAUCCAGCCUGUGUAUACAGGUAAUGCUAGUCCAGUGCAGCAAUGGAUGUCAAAAUUAACAACCCCAGAUUUUGGAAAAUCUGAAUCUACUUUGGAAUGGCCUCCGGGGCUUAACGAAAAUACACUGAUGGCAAAAUUACUUGAAGCCAGGUUAGAAGCAAAGCGCUCUCGCUCGAAGACUUCCAAAGGGCCUGUCUAGUUUGAUCAUGUUAAGCUCAAUCAUGGAACAUAGCUGUUCAUUGAAUUGAGGCCAGGAUCUUUGUAAACUGAGUUUCUAGUGCAAAUGUCUACAAGCAAAUGUCAAAUGCAGUGCACUUGUACAUGAGAAUUGUUUUCUUAUCUACCUUGUUAUACAUAUAUUUUUGUUAUCA
This is a messenger RNA of Prunus dulcis (almond), 2356 nucleotides long. RefSeq lists its product as uncharacterized. Lineage: Eukaryota; Viridiplantae; Streptophyta; Magnoliopsida; Rosales; Rosaceae. The transcript has 3 exons. The coding region runs from base 205 to 2184 and encodes 659 amino acids. The record is from RefSeq and is a predicted model, not a curated record.